Molecule: messenger RNA, 2358 nt
Organism: Aspergillus terreus NIH2624
Lineage: Eukaryota; Fungi; Ascomycota; Eurotiomycetes; Eurotiales; Aspergillaceae
Product: ATP-dependent 6-phosphofructokinase
Exons: 3
Coding region: 1-2358 (785 amino acids)
Biological process (GO): canonical glycolysis; fructose 1,6-bisphosphate metabolic process; fructose 6-phosphate metabolic process
Cellular component (GO): 6-phosphofructokinase complex; mitochondrion; cytoplasm
Molecular function (GO): 6-phosphofructokinase activity; AMP binding; identical protein binding
Source: RefSeq, a predicted model, not a curated record
AUGGCCACGACACAAGCCCCCGUCGUGCCGCCCAAGCGUCGCCGGAUCGGAGUCCUGACCUCCGGUGGUGAUGCUCCGGGCAUGAAUGGUGCUGUGCGGGCUGUCGUCCGUAUGGCCAUCCAUUCCGAAUGCGAGGCCUACGCCGUCUUCGAAGGUUACGAGGGUCUCGUCAAUGGCGGCGACAUGAUCCGUCAACUACACUGGGAGGACGUCCGCGGAUGGCUCUCCAGAGGUGGUACCCUGAUCGGUUCCGCCCGUUGCAUGACCUUCCGGGAGCGCCCCGGUCGUCUCAAGGCUGCCAAGAACAUGGUUCUGCGGGGAAUUGACGCCCUGGUGGUCUGCGGUGGUGAUGGCAGUUUGACCGGUGCGGACGUCUUCCGCUCCGAAUGGCCCGGUCUGUUGCAAGAAUUGGUCGCCACGGGCGAAUUGACCCAGGAACAGGUCAACCCCUACAAGGUUCUGAACAUCGUGGGUCUCGUGGGAUCCAUCGACAAUGACAUGUCCGGCACCGACGCAACCAUUGGCUGUUACUCGUCUCUGACUCGCAUCUGUGAUGCUGUCGACGAUGUUUUCGACACCGCUUUCUCCCACCAGAGAGGUUUCGUCAUUGAAGUCAUGGGCCGGCACUGCGGUUGGCUUGCGCUUAUGGCCGCAAUCAGUACUGGUGCCGACUGGCUGUUCAUUCCUGAAAUGCCCCCCAAGGAUGGCUGGGAGGAUGCCAUGUGCGACAUCAUCACCAAGAACCGUACCGAACGCGGCAAACGUAGAACCAUCGUCAUCAUAGCAGAGGGUGCUCAGGAUCGGCAGCUCAACAAGAUCUCGAGCAACACUAUCAAGGAUAUCCUCACCAAGCGUCUGGGCUUGGACACCAGAACGACCGUUCUGGGUCACACACAACGCGGUGGUGCCGCGUGCGCCUAUGAUCGGUGGUUGUCCACUCUGCAGGGCGUGGAGGCCGUUCGCGCCGUGCUGGACAUGAAGCCCGACACCCCAUCGCCCGUCAUCACAAUCCGUGAAAACAAGAUCAUGCGCACCCCGCUGAUGGAAGCGGUUCAGGCCACUAAGGAGGUCACUCAGCAUAUCCAGAACCGCGAGUUCGAAACCGCCAUGGCUCUGCGCGACUCGGAAUUCAAGGAGUACUACGACGCUUAUCGGAACACCGCUACCCCCGAUCACCCGAAGAUGCUCCUACCGGAGAACAAGAGAAUGCGUAUUGCAAUCAUUCACGUCGGUGCUCCGGCUGGUGGUAUGAACCAGGCCACGCGUGCCGCCGUCUCCUACUGUCUCACUCGGGGCCACACACCCCUUGCUAUUCACAAUGGUUUCCCCGGUCUGUGUCGGCAUCACGCUGAUAAGCCCGUGAGCUCGGUGCGGGGCGUCCAAUGGCUGGAGCAGGACGCCUGGGUGAACGAAGGUGGUUCGGAUAUUGGAACAAACCGUAGCCUGCCAUCUGAGGAUUUUGAUACCGUCGCCAAGUGCUUCGAACUCUACAAGUUCGACGGGUUGUUCGUCGUCGGUGGUUUCGAGGCCUAUACGGCCGUCAGUCAACUGCGCCAAGCACGCCAAAAGUACCCUGCCUUCAAGAUUCCCAUGGUGGUGCUCCCUGCGACCAUCUCCAACAACGUCCCGGGAACCGAGUACUCCCUGGGUAGCGACACUUGUCUCAACACCUUGAUCGACUUCUGCGAUGCUAUUCGCCAGUCGGCGUCCUCCACCCGCCGCCGUGUGUUCGUCAUUGAGACCCAAGGCGGCAAGUCGGGCUACAUUGCUACCACGGCCGGUCUUGCCGUGGGUGCUGUGGCUGUCUACAUUCCCGAGGAAGGUGUCGACAUUAAGAUGCUGGCGCGGGAUAUUGACUUCUUGCGCGACAACUUCUCCCACGACAAGGGAGCGAACCGCGCUGGAAAGAUCAUCCUGCGCAACGAAUGCGCGUCCAACACCUACACGACCCAGGUGAUCGCGGACAUGAUCAAGGAGGAAGCCAAGGGCCGGUUCGAAUCGCGUGCCGCUGUGCCAGGUCACUUCCAGCAGGGUGGCAAGCCCUCGCCCAUGGACCGAAUCCGCGCGCAGCGCAUGGCGAUCCGCUGUGUCCAGCACCUGGAAGAAUUCAAGGGCAAGACUCCUGACGAGAUUGCGGCCAACGAGCUGUCCGCCUCGGUCAUCGGCGUCAAGGGCUCCCAGGUGUUGUUCUCGGCGAUGGGUGGCCCCAAUGGCCUGGAGGCCACGGAGACUGACUGGACCCGCCGUCGCCCCAAGGACGAGUUCUGGCUCGAACUGCAAGACACGGUCAACAUCCUGUCGGGACGGUCCAGCUGGAGUGAUGGACGCCGCACAUGGGCUCACCAUGAGCAUGCGUGA